AACGAAGAAUGAGAAGUUAAAACCCACACGCUAACCUAACAAUCAAAUCAAAACAAAACAAGCUGGAGUGCAAAAUUCAAAAUAAUAUCCAGAGGCUAGUUAUUCUUUGUCGUAGACAUUUAAAAGAUUCACAAAAUGGACAGUUUAAAUGGGCAUGUGAUGAAUUUAGCAAACAGUAUUAUUGGAGUCAGUGUUUUAGCAAUGCCAUAUUGUUUCAAACAGUGCGGAAUUAUGUUAUCCAUACUUAUGCUCAUUAUCAGUAGUAUUGUUUCAAGAUUAGCUUGCCAUUUUCUACUGAAGUCAGCGAUAUUGUCCAGGAGAAAAACAUUUGAAUUCCUGGCAUUUCACAUAUUUGGAAGUAUAGGAAAGUUAACUGUUGAAAUGGGAAUGAUAGGAUUCCUUCUUGGAACAUGCAUUGCUUUUUUUGUUGUAAUGGGUGAUUUGGGUCCAGAGAUUAUCGCAGAAAUCACAGAUUCCCAUACUACAGAUACUAUGCGUACUAGUAUCCUAAUGGCUUUAGCCCUUUUUGUUAUACUUCCUCUUGGUUUGCUGCGCAAUGUUUCAAGUCUUAAUGGUGUAUCAAGAGCUACAAUAGGAUUUUACUGUUGUUUGGUCCUCAAAGUUAUCUUUGAAGCUGUACCUCAUCUUUUCAGUGGUGACUGGUUCAAAAACGUGAAUUUUUGGCGAAUAGAAGGUAUUCUACAGUGUCUACCAAUUUUUUCAAUGGCCCUCUUUUGUCAAACACAAUUAUUUGAAAUAUAUCAGUCUGUUCAAAAUGCCACACUGGAAAAAAUGAAUAAUUUGAUUUGUAUUGCUGUGAAUAUAUGUACAGGAGUAUAUAUCUUUGUUGGAAUUUUUGGGUAUAUAGCCUUCGCUGAUAAACCGUUCACCGGAAACAUAUUACUGAGUUUUUCUCCAUCAUUUAUGACAGGUGUAAUGAAAAUUGGGUUCAUUAUAUCUGUAGCAUUCAGUUUCCCUUUGGUGAUUUUUCCAUGUCGAGCAAGUUUAUAUUCACUUCUCUAUAAAGAGGGUUACUCUUUACACGAAGGUGUUUCUAAUUACAUCUCAGAAGCAAGAUUCAAGACCCUUACCAUUAUUAUAGUGCUUAUAUCACUCAUUAUUGGAAUCGUUAUACCAAAUAUUGAGUUUGUACUUGGAUUGGUUGGAUCAACUAUUGGUGUAAUGAUAUGCGUAAUAUUUCCUGUGACUUGCUUCAUUUCCAUUUCACCGAAGAGUACUAAUGAAAGACUUUUGGCACAAAUAAUGCUCAUGGUUGGCAUAUUUGUAAUGGUUCUUGGUACUUACAAGAAUUUAUCAACCAUGAAUAAUUUUGAAUCCACUAUCAUAAACAAACCUAUGGUUCAUGUAGACUCAGGUUUGUCUCAUUUGGCAAACAGUGUGGAUAUAUUACCAACUACUUCAAAAAGUGACAGCAAAUCCGAGAUGAUUGUACUUGCCAUCACUGAAGAUAACAGAAUAAAAGAAAUACGACAUGAACCACCUCAGCCUGUGGAGCCAGUAGAAGAAAGUGUUAAAAAUAGUCUGCAGAAUGAGGAAAAAAAAGUGACACCUCUUUUAGUGAAAUUAGAUAUUCCAAAGACAAUGCAGAAGGAACAUAAUUAUUCAAAAAUUGAAGAGGUUGAUAUUGAAGCAAUUGAAAAGGAAGUCAAAGAGGAGCUUUCUCAAAACAAAGAAACACCAAAACAUGAUGACCACCAAAUCCUAAUUGACACCAUACAAAAGCAGAAUGAGGUACAAAAAGAAAUCGUUAAACAGCAAAAGAAACUUAUUGAAGUAAUACAAAGUCAACAGAGAAAGAAUGAAGACAAUCAUGAUAGUGUCAAAGAAGAGAAACUCAAAGCAGUCAAGGAGAUUGAAACCAUAGCCCUAAAAGCUAUAGAAAAAAUCAGUGGAGGGGAAGAUAGUAAAAAGGUUGUUAAAGAACUAGAAAAAAACAUUCAUGAAGCCGAGUGGAAAAAUUCACCAGAUCUCAAAAAUACAGAAGUAAAUGUUAAUAGAAUGUCUUCAGAUGAUAAUGCAACAAAAAUGGAGAAAAACGUUAUCCCAGAAAAUAAAAUUGUCCAGAAUGAAAUGAACUCAGAAUUUAAUAUCAAAGGCGAUACAAAUAGAAACAUGAUUCCUGAAUCUUCAAUUGGAGGUUCAAAUAAAAAUUUGCUUCUAAAAACGGAUGUACGUAAAGUUGGUAAUCCUAACGUUAAUAUUAAAGAAACUUCUAACAAAGAAAUUGGUUACUUUAGGACAGAAAAACCUAAAAAUGCCAAAUAUCUACAGACAAAUCAACAUGAUUUCAAUUAUAACCAGAGAUCCCAUAAUAAUUCACCCAUCCAGUUGAAAAACGUCACUUCAAAUAAGUCAAACGAUACAGCUCCAUUAUUUUUGAAACUUGGAAAAGCUGAAGAAAAUAGGAAAAAAUUUCACAAGAAAAAAAAAUAACCUCUUCCUGUUGCAGUGGCAAAUGGUUUGAAAGACGACAAAUCUGUAGGUGAAAAUACAUUUUUGAGUGAAAAAAAACAUGAAGAAAAUCGUAAUUUGCCAAAAAAUCAAUUACCAAACAUUGAACAAGACAUGAGAAGGGAUAUACUAAGUUUAUCAACUAGAAAGUAAUGUAAUGAAGUAGUUCAACAUACAGAUGUCUGUGAUUUGUAUAAUGUAAUAUAAAUAGUUAGUACUC
This is a messenger RNA of Leptinotarsa decemlineata (Colorado potato beetle), 2692 nucleotides long. RefSeq lists its product as uncharacterized. Lineage: Eukaryota; Metazoa; Arthropoda; Insecta; Coleoptera; Chrysomelidae. Gene Ontology annotation, molecular function: L-amino acid transmembrane transporter activity. Gene Ontology annotation, cellular component: membrane. Gene Ontology annotation, biological process: amino acid transmembrane transport. The record is from RefSeq and is a predicted model, not a curated record.